UCAUAUAUUCACUUUCGUACACGUACAUAGGUACACCAAUUUUUUGUUGUUUUACAAUGUCCUCCACAACAUUUUCAACAUCUCGUAAGAAUACAAUCCAAAAACUGACAACGGAGAAAGAAUUUUUGAGAUUAAAUCUUAAGUCCAUAAAAGAAAUUAAAAAUGAAACUAUCAAAACCAUAGAAAAUAUUAAGCAACUUUUCAUUAAAGAUAAUAUGAGUAAGAAAAUUCAUGAACAGUACGUGGCUGGAACGGGGGUGCCAGUAGUUUUGAAAGAAGUUAUACUCGAAGAACUGGACAGAGAUAUUAGCCUAAUACAAAACAAAUGUGACAUAAUCUGCAACGACUUAAAGCAACUCCGAAACAAUAUGGAAGAACGCCUGAUCCUCGUGAACAAAACUGAUUUUAUAAUGAACAUUUUAAACUACAAGCUAUACGAAGUUCAGUACGACUUUGCGACGCGAAUCAAAAAGCUAAAAGAGAUCAAGAAACAGUUAGAGAAUACGGAAAUCACGGCUGGAAAUGAGUCAAGAAUAGCAUUGAACUUUGUAGAAAACGAUAAGGAAAUAACUGAAUGUGAGCAGAGUCAUGAACAGCAACAUAAAAGCGUCAGACAACAAAUGCUGGAAGCCCAAGAAUGUUACGAAAAAUCAGCAAAUGUCCUAGACGACUGUUUAGAAGUCCUGAAAAAGAAUUUUACAAAUCUCAUCCUGCUACUAGAAGCCCAUAAGCGACUCACAGGAAACUCCAACCUGGAAGAGACUAUAGAACUUGACGAACUGAAAGAAAUGUUGGAUGGAUGUACACUACUGGCAUCGACAGGGUGGAGAACGCCUGCUCAAGACCUAACAGAUUUCACUGAAAGUCAGAAACUAAUGUUUACAGAAGAAGGACUUUUGGUAACACAUGCAGGAAGAGAAGUAACGUAUGACGAAGCUGUAGAAAUAAAACUUUUAGAUAAUUUGAAAUUGGUGGAUUUGUUUCAAAGAAAGAAGCCUAAAAAAGAGGAAGCAGGGGAUGUAAGAUCCGUACAAGGUUCAGAAGAAAGCACGGAAUCUACUGAAAGCAGGAUGUCUUCUCAAGAUGUAAAUUAUUUAAAAGAACACUUAGGAACCCCGCUAACAUUGGCACUUGCAGAAAUAACUGCCAUACAACCACGAGAUCCAAUCCACUAUCUCGGCCAUUGGCUGUUCAAAUAUCGGUACAACGAAGAGGUAGCUACUAUUAAACAGAUUGAAAUUAGUCAGUUGACAGAAGAAAGAGAAAGGCUGGCAAAAAUAAGAUGGCAUAAGAUAGUCGAAGAAGAGGCCAAAACCGCAGUAAUGGAGAUGAUUGUAAGGGCAGAAGACGAAGCUAUUCGCAAAGAAUUGUUGAGGAUUGAACGGGAGCUUCAAGAAGCUGAAGAGCAGGAGGAACAGCUAGCGGAAACACUACAAGGCAAUCAGUGAUUUUUUAUUUUAAUGUAUUUAACGCUAAAUUAUAGUCUUAUGUUGUA
Molecule: messenger RNA, 1495 nt
Organism: Diabrotica virgifera virgifera (western corn rootworm)
Lineage: Eukaryota; Metazoa; Arthropoda; Insecta; Coleoptera; Chrysomelidae
Exons: 6
Coding region: 57-1448 (463 amino acids)
Cellular component (GO): Set1C/COMPASS complex
Source: RefSeq, a predicted model, not a curated record